AUGGCGCACCGUUCAGUAAGGUCACAAAGUGGUGGUUGUGAGGGCAUUCCAUUCCCUGGCCACUUCUACCGUAGCAAGCAGGAUAAACACAACCCCUCUUGUGGACCGUUCCACUUCAGGGCUCCCAGCAGGAUCUUCUGGAGGACAGUCGGAGUUCACAAAAUGGUGGCUGUGAGAUGUGAUGGCAUCCAAAUCUCUGGCAACUUCUACUGCAACAAGCUGAAGUACCGGUCUUUCCUGCGUAAGAAGAUUAACACCAACCCCACUAGUGGACCGUACCACUUCAGCGAUCCCAGCCAUGGCUUCUGGAGGACAGUCAGAGGCAUGGUGCCCCACAAGACCAAGAGAGAUCAGGCUGCUCUGGAGAGGCUGAAGGUGUUUGACGGUAUCCCCCCACCCUAUGACAAGAGGAAGCGUAUGGUCGUCCCAGCUGCUCUGAAGAUUGUGCGUCUGAAGCCCAUUCGCAAGUACUCCCUCCUCGGCUGUCCGGCACAUGAGGUCGGCUGGAAGUACCAGGCCAUCACAGCCACCCUGGAGGAGAAGAGAAAAGUGAAGGCCAAGCUCCGCUACUGCAAGAAGACACUGGUCAAGCAGGCGGAAAAGAAUGUCGAGGGCAACAUUGCAGCAGACAGCCGUUCUGAACUGAGAGACGACGACAGUGUCACAGUCUGUUGUUUUCUAAUGAGAGUCCAACAUCAGGACUUUCAUCAGCUCAGGAUGUCGUCAGGCAAGUUGCCCCACAAGACCAAGAGAGGUCAGGCUGCUCUUGAGAGGAUCAAGGUGUUUGAUGUCAUCCCUCUGCCCUAUGACAAGAGGGAGCGUAUGGUCGUCCCAGCUGCUCUGAAGAUUGUGUGCCUGAAGCCCACUCGCAAGUACGCCCUCCUCAUCCGUCUGGCACUUGAGGUCAACUGGAAGUACCAGCCCAUCACAGCCACACUGGAGAAAAGAGAAGGCCAAGCUCCGCUACUCCAUACAAUGGUCAAGCAGGCGGAAAAGAGUGUCAAGGGCAAGAUUGCAGCAUACACAGCCGUUCUGAAAAAGUAUGGGGUCCUUUACUGAACUGGGAGACGAGGACAGUGGCUGUCGGUGUCUUCUAAUGCGAGUCCAACAGCACCUCCAGGAAGAAAUUGACCACCACAAAAUGGAGAUGGAAUGUCUGCAGUGUGAGAUCGACAGUCACAAGGAAAAGAUGAGGAAGCUGAAGCACGAUGACUGACUUCCCUCUCACUGACAUACAACUUUAGCAAUAACUUUGUUUGCGACUGUAAAUGCUUGAAAGUUAUUAAAGCUGUUCAAUAAAUGUUUUCAAUUGCAUGCAGAGAUUUAUUCUUUGAAUCAACCUUACACUGAAACACUUGAAAUGUUAACAUCAAUGCAUCUUGUGUGUUGUGUGAAUAAAUCUGAAAUACGAA
Pleuronectes platessa (European plaice) is the source of this 1412-nucleotide messenger RNA. RefSeq lists its product as uncharacterized. Gene Ontology annotation, cellular component: ribosome; cytosolic large ribosomal subunit. Gene Ontology annotation, molecular function: structural constituent of ribosome; mRNA binding. Gene Ontology annotation, biological process: translation; negative regulation of translation. The record is from RefSeq and is a predicted model, not a curated record. Lineage: Eukaryota; Metazoa; Chordata; Actinopteri; Pleuronectiformes; Pleuronectidae.